CUUUUCUGCUCCGCCGCCGCCGCACGAGGGACAAAUCACGAGUUAGGCAGCAAGAUCCGGCGAAGAGCAACUCCUGAUCGGUUGCUCUCAACCGGCACCUCGGGCGGUUCGGAGUGACCCGCGGCCAUGAGCGGCGGCAACGGCGGCGGAGGGAGCCCCAACAACUCGGAAUGGCGCUUCAACCAGACACUCCGCAACGUGCAAGGUAUGCUCAAAGGACGGAGCUUUCCUGGGAAGGUUCUGCUAACCCGAAGAUCUGAGCCCCUUUCACCUCCAGAAUACUCCCCACGCUCUGAGAAUGAUCGCUAUGAUUUUGAACAAAAUGAGGGAUCACAGGAGGCAGAACGGCAAGCAUCUGGAAGCACAACCGAUAACCUGAAUACUAAGAAAUCAAUUUCACCAUCGACAAGUAGCGUCAAUUCAUUGCCGGAUGCCCAAGGAAUAGUUUCUGGGGCUAGGGCAACAGAUUCUGCAAGAAUUACAAAAUUCACAGCUGAACUCUCUAGGCCAGCUGUUAUAUUAGAUAAAUUGCGUGAACUAUCUUGGAGUGGUGUGCCCCCUUAUAUGCGACCUAACAUAUGGAGGCUUCUUUUGGGAUAUGCACCUCCCAAUGCGGAUAGAAGAGAAGGUGUUCUAACGAGGAAAAGACUUGAGUAUGUAGAAUGCGUUUCUCAAUACUACGAUAUUGAUGACACUGAUCGCUCAGAUGAAGAGAUUAACAUGCUUCGCCAGAUUGCUGUUGACUGCCCAAGAACUGUCCCGGAUGUUACCUUUUUCCAAGACCCUCAGAUCCAGAAGUCUUUGGAGCGCAUUUUGUAUACGUGGGCCAUCCGUCACCCAGCAAGUGGUUAUGUCCAAGGAAUAAACGACCUUCUUACACCGUUCUUGAUUGUGUUCUUGUCGGAGCACUUAGAAGGCAAUAUGGACACUUGGUCUAUGGAAAAGCUUUCUUUGCAGGACGUUUCUAACAUAGAAGCAGACUGCUAUUGGUGUCUCUCGAAGUUCCUCGAUGGCAUGCAGGACCAUUACACUUUUGCGCAACCAGGAAUACAACGCCUUGUAUUCAGGUUGAAAGAGUUGGUUCAUCGGAUAGAUGAAUCAUUAUCGAAGCACAUAGAGGAACAAGGAUUGGAGUUCCUUCAGUUCGCCUUUCGUUGGUUCAAUUGUCUUUUGAUACGCGAGGUCCCUUUUCAUCUCGUGACACGCUUGUGGGAUACAUAUCUUGCUGAAGGGGAUUAUCUACCAGAUUUUCUCGUGUACAUAUCAGCUAGUUUUUUGUUAACAUGGUCAGAGAAGCUGCAGAAACUAGAUUUUCAAGAGAUGGUCAUGUUCCUCCAGCACCUCCCGACCAGGAACUGGGCGCACCAUGAGCUCGAGAUGGUCCUCUCCAGAGCAUAUAUGUGGCAUACAAUGUUCAAAAGCUCGCCCAGUCAUCUUGCCAGCUAGGGCGACAUCGUGGCUGUCGAUUAUAUAUGGAAGCAGGUCCCUGCUUCCGUUGUAGACACAUAUUCCAUUCUGGGAGGAACCUUGUAUGUUUGUUUUGAGUAAUGGAUUAUCAUAUAGCUCCAAUUUGUAUAUCUUGUUGCGAAAUUACUCAGUGGUAAUGAAUAGAUGACAUUGGAUUUUGACGCCCUAAUUCUGUUGCUUACAAAUGGGCAACUUCCUACUGUUAUAUCGGAAAUUGGCAACUUACUGAUUGAUUAUUCUGUGACAGUUCAGACAGCACCUUUCCAGUUUCUGCCAGUGAUAUAAAUAUGCUUCCUGUUUGUUUUUA
This is a messenger RNA of Lolium rigidum, 1774 nucleotides long. RefSeq names its product GTPase-activating protein gyp1-like. The record is from RefSeq and is a predicted model, not a curated record. Lineage: Eukaryota; Viridiplantae; Streptophyta; Magnoliopsida; Poales; Poaceae. Gene Ontology annotation, molecular function: GTPase activator activity. Bases 127 to 1446 code for a protein of 439 amino acids. The transcript is spliced from 11 exons. Gene Ontology annotation, biological process: activation of GTPase activity.